AUGACAGACCAGAAGCCAAAGAUACCUGUCACGGUGGACUUGCUCAGUGAGGACGAAGUUGACCAGAGCUUCCAUGAGAAGCACAGGACAACUUUGAUCUUUGAGGUUGGUCCUCAGCGCAAGCCGUUUACAUUCUUCACCGAAGCGCUCUUUGAUCGCUCUCCCGUGAUUCACAGAAAGAUCAAGGACAACCAAGGGUCCGUCCCCGUUCCACGUGGCAAUACAACGGUUUGGGCAAUCUUCCAACAAUGGAUGCUUCAGGGUCGACUCUGCAAAAACUUGACAGACCUCAAAUGGGUGACCCUCGUGAAGCUAAAUCACUUUUCUGAAGUGUAUGCGAUCCACGCUCUUUCCAACGAUAUCAUCAUACACUUUCAUAGACGUCGACGGAUGCAGUUGGAAAACAUCGGCAAAAGGAUAGGGCUUCAUGUUGACGACGACGAGCAGGAAUCUAAGAAGCCAACGAACAACAGGAAGAAGAAACCUAUUCUGGAGCAGCAGGAGGUGCUUGAUCUCCUUCCGCAGAUCCCCAGAGAUCUGGAUACUAAGACGAAGCUUCAUAAGUACCUGGUGCACCAAUUCGCCUUCUCUCACCUUCAGUUGGUCCCAGAACUCCGGGCCAACGAUCUCAAAUCAUACUCGCUUCACUUCCUGUGGGACGUCCUCAAUGCUUUCAACACCGCCAUUGACAUCCACUUCUCUGACUGCAAGCCAAUAAAGCAAGUCUAUCUCGACGAAGAACAACCUCAACCCGAUUUCAGCACCUGCAACAGCGACCUCAUGAACCUGGUCGUACGGAGCGCGGCCGUCCUGCGCAAGGAACUCGGCAGGACACGCAAGGUUGAGAUCAGACAGAGUUUCUUCGGCGUCAAAAACUAG
This is a messenger RNA of Aplosporella prunicola CBS 121167, 879 nucleotides long. RefSeq lists its product as uncharacterized. The transcript has 2 exons. The record is from RefSeq and is a predicted model, not a curated record. Bases 1 to 879 code for a protein of 292 amino acids. NCBI's taxonomy places the organism in Eukaryota, Fungi, Ascomycota, Dothideomycetes, Botryosphaeriales, Aplosporellaceae.